AUUCAGGUAUGGUCAUGUGGCGGGUUUUGCCAAAGUCAUUUGAUAAAAAUGAAGUAAUCAGAUGAGUAGGUUACCAACAAAUAUCGGUAUUUCUACUAACCAGUAACCCCCCUAGUACAUGGUCUAUGGUAAUUAUUAAUAAUAAGCAUAGUUUACUAUUGUUGAAGUCUCCAUAGUUCUAAAUAUGAAUGAAAAUAAUGUCUAUAGCAAUUCUUUUAAAACGGAUCUUAGUGGCAGUGAUUGUUCAAGUAAUUCAUCUUGUGAAUGCAAUGAUAUGAAUUCAAAUGUGUAAAAAAAAAUUAAUUUUUUUCUAUCCAUAAAAUAAUGAUUAUUAACUUUAAAAUCUUACAUUAUUAGUUCAGAUUAUGAAUGGGAAAAUGAAAUAAAUGAUAAUGGAGAACUGUUUUAUGUUAAAUGUUCACCACGAAAACAAACCAAGCACACAAAACGAAAUACUGAAUCUAAUGAUGCACCGAAAAAAAUCAAAACUACGGCCGGCAAAUUGGUUAAGCUUUUGAAACGUAAAAAGAGAGGAAGAGAUAGAAAUGACAGUUCUAAACAUUCUGGCAACACUAAUAAAGUCACUUUUUUGGAUACACAGGUAUGGUAACAAUAUACAUUACAGGUACUUAAAUAUGAUAAAAUUUAAAAAAUUAUUAAAUUUUUCACAGGAAGGUGAAGUGAGAGAAGUCAUAAUAGAAGUUGGAAAUGACGGUUAUAGUAACCUUGGAAGAAGAGCAACAUUGACUGAAAAGUUAUUAGGUUUAUCAACAACAGUUUUUGAGGAUGGUUUGCGUAUAAUGGUAGCAUCAAUUAUUCCAAAUACUCCUGUUGAUAACCAAAGAUCUAUAAAAAUAGGUAACUACCUAAUAACUAUAAUAUUAUGUGUAUAGUCGGGAACAUGAAAAGUGGCCUUUGGAAAAUAUGUUAUUUAUUGAUUGUUUUUUUUUUUCUUCAAUAAUAUUAUAUGCAUUACUUAUAUUUAAUUAUUCAAAUAAAUGUGUAUUUUUAAUUUUUAUAAUUUUGGAAUACUAUGACAGAAAUUCACUACUAAAACUGUUCGCACCGGUCACUUUUCAUUUUCCUGAAUAGUAAAAAUAAACAUAUUAAAUGAUGCAUAUCUAAUAUAUAGGAGAUUGGCUUAAAAUGAUAAAUGGAGAGAUAGUAACAGCAAAAACAUUGGAUCAAAUUUUAUUAAGCAUAACUACACCAACUACUGUAUUACUUUUUGAAACUAUAUUAUAAUUUAAAAUUAUAUCAGAAUGUAAAUCAUUUUUUUUAUGUAAUUUUUAGAUUACACUAGUUGUUCAAAGAGUGGCAGUUAGUUUAGUUGGUGUUGAUAAACACAAUAAUCAACAACUGUCAAGCUAUUUAUCUUUGAAGACUGUCAACGAUGAAUUUAUUUCUGAACUCGCUAAAUAUCCCAUAGCAGUCAUGUAUUUAUUAUCUGAAACUUCAAAUGCUAUCUAUGUAUAUCCAGGCCCAUCAUGUAUAUUCCACCAAAUUAAAGGAGCAUUUCAAACUAUUAUCCAUAUUGUUCCACAGAUUGUCAAAAAUCGAAUAAAAAGGUUUAACAAAUCAAUACAAUUUUUAGUUUAUCACAGUGGCGUAUACAGGGAGAGGAUGUAGGGGUCAAAUUUCUCCCUCAUACAAAUUUUUUUUUUUUUUUUUUAAAUUGUUUAAAAUAGUGUUCUUUGUUAGGGUUUUAAAUGAAAAUGUAAAAAAAAAUUCUCAGAUUAUUUCUCAACCCUAGGUCACCGAUUUAUUUCAGGUGAAGAUUAUAAUGCUAAAAAUCCAAAGUGGGGGAAUCGUUCUCCCAACACUAGAGGUAGAGCAUUACUCAACUGCAUAACCUAUAACAACUUAUCAGCACUAGCCCCUCUUGAUCCUACUUACUGGCGCUCCCAUAAUAACAGACUACCCGACAUACUAGACUUUUUUGUUUACAAAUUGUCUAGUAACAUUCACUCCACUAUAAAUAACCUUUACGACCUAUCCUCCGAUCACACACCAACCCUACUUGAAAUUGGGUUUACCCCAAGUAUACCAAAAAGAGAAACGCUUACUCCUGGUCGAAUGGAUUGGUCAAUCUUUAAAAAAACUUUAAAUGAUAACAUAAAACUAAACAUUUCCUUAAAAACAACAGACGAAGUAAAUGACGCGUUGGAUUUUCUAACGUCAUCAAUACAGUCUGCUUUGUGCGCCUCCAUUACAAAAAAUAACAAAUACUCGUAUAAUAAAACAUCGCAUCACAUCCAAAUCUUACUAUAAGAGAAACGCAAGGCUAGAGCCAAGUGGCAAAAAUUAAAAUUCCCCAAUGACAAGAUUAAACUUAAUCAAUUAAGUAACCAACUCAAAAAGGUAAUUUGGAAGCAUAAAAAUGACUCUUAUAAUUCAUAUGUUGAAGCUCUCUCAACAACCAACUGCUCCUUAUGGAAGGCAACCAAAUCCCUACUACAAUUAAACAACCUUCUCAAAGCAAAAGCAAAGCUCUUCACAAAGCAGAUCACUCUCGAAAAAGUUAACAUAUUCACUGAGCACCUAUCGAAAUGCUUUACUCCUCAUGAUAUACAGCCUAGUGCAUCACAACUAGAAAUAAUGGAUAGCUCUCUCAAUUUACCCCUUCCCAUGUCACUUCCCGCUAAAAACACCUCUCCGGGUGAAAUUGAACACAUUAUCAAGCAACUCCCUAUAAAAAAAUCACCAGGUCAUGAUCUAAUUAGUAAUGUUAUUACAAAGAACCUUCCCAAAAAGGUCAUUGUUUUUUUAACACACAUAUUCAACGCCAUUUUUAAACUAUCGUACUUUCCAAACACUUGGAAAUACUCGGUCGUUAUUCUAAUACCUAAGCCAAAUAAACCACCACAAGAUCCUGCCUCUUACAGACCCAUAAGUUUUCUCCCAACCUUUUCUAAAAUAUUUUUGAGAAAAUUCUUUUAAAAAGACUCACUCAUUUUGCUUCUUCAAAAAACAUAAUUUCACACACACAAUUCGGAUUCAGAUCAAAACAUUCUACAUUGCACCAAUUACAUAGAACAGUUGAUAUCAUAGCCAGCUCCCUGGAAAAAAAACAGUUUUGUACAGCAGUAUUCCUUGACAUUUUCCAAGUCUUUGAUCGGGUUUGGCAUGAUGGACUAAUGCACAAACUUAAAAAGUUCUUACCCGUCCCUCUUUUCCUCUUGAUAAAAUCAUAUCUGUCAAAUCGUUUCUUUACUGUUCGCCUAAACAACACCUACACAACCCGUUACACUAUUAGAGCUGGAGUCCCACAAGGAAGCGACAUCGCCCCAUUCCUUUACUCGAUUUUUACUCAUGACAUACCCAAAACAUUUUAUACAUCCUUAGGCACAUACGCCGAUGACACGCUAAUAACCGUCUCCCACGAAAGCCACGUCACAGCCAGUGAAAUGAUCCAAAACCAUUUAAAUACGAGGGUUGUCCCAAAAGUAAUGCACAAUUUGCUCUGAAUAAAUAAGUUUUUAUUUUAAACUAAAUACAANCUCGAUUUUCACUCAUGACAUACCCAAAACAUUUUAUAUAUCCUUAGGCACAUACGCCGAUGACAUGCUAAUAACCGUCUCCCACGAAAGCCACGUCACAGCCAGUGAAAUGAUACAAAACCAUUUAAAUAUGAUCAGCUUGUGGGCAAACAGAUGGAAAAUCAAAAUAAAUGAAACUAAAUCUGUUCAAGUAACUUUUUCACUAUGUAAUCUCGAUUCUCCACCUGUUACGUUAAACAAUAUAACAAUUCCUAAGGCAAACAAAGUUAAAUACCUUGGGCUAACUCUCGACAAAUGCUUAACCUGGAGCCUACACAUAAAACUUAAGCGUAAAACUGUUAACUCAAGACUUUAUAUCCUUAGAUCACUCUUAAAAUCCAAACUUUCCCUUUCCAAUAAACUUACUAUAUACAAAUCAAUAAUUUGACCAGCUUGGACAUAUGGGAUCCAGUUAUGAGGCUCCGCAAAGCUCUCUAACAUUAACAUGCUUCAAGCUUUUCAAUCUAUCUGCCUACGAUUAAUAACAUCUUCUCCUUGGUAUUUCACAAACAAUAAUCUUCACAAAGACCUAAAAAUUCCUACAUUGUACAUAAUGUUGUAUAGAUUGUAAAUAAAAUUGCUUUAAAAAUAAAAAAAAAAAAUUGCAAGAAUUAAAAUUAAUUUACUAAUCACUAAUCAUAUAUAUAUAAAAUAUAAUUAUUACAAAUUGAUCGACUAGAUACAGUCAUUCAUAUCACUGCAAUAGAAAUAAUUAAUUUAAAAAAAAAAAAAUUGUAUUAUAAUUAUUUAUAGAAUUUUGAAAUAAAAUGUAUUAAAUAUAUGUUUUAUUAUUUAUUAUUUUAAUGUGCGAGUACCUAGGUUUAGAUAUUUUCUUUUCAUAAUAAUUUGUUUGAACUGAUCCCCCUCAUACAAAAGUUAUGUAUACACCACUGGUUUAUCAACUAUUCAUUAUGUGUAUUAAUAUUAUAUUUAUUUAUUUUUAAUUGUAGUACAUCAAUGAUAUGUGAUGAUCAAUUAGUUCAUUCAAUAUUUUUUUAUGAAGGACAAGGAACAUUUGUUUUUAUUGUACCCGAUUCAAAGUAAUUAUUAUUUGUUAUUAACUUGUAUAUAUUUAUAUACUUAUUAUGUUUUAGAUUAAAUUUAAACUAUGCUGAUUGGAUGACUUCUAAUAUAAUUAGAAAUUUAUGUUUCUGUUAUGAAAAUUUAAAUAGGUAAUAUAUUAAUGCACUUUAAUAAUUUAUUAUCAAUUUUGUUUUAUUUAAUAUACUUAAUUUUUCAAUUUAAGUUGCUUUUCAAAUGAAGAAAAUCACUGUUCAUUGGAUAAAUACUUUACAAUUAUAUUCUCAGAGCUUUUUGAUAUCAAUAUGUUUCAUAAUAUAGAAAACUUUCACGGGUUUGAAAAAUAUUUACCUGUCUCUAAGAGUAUUCCAUUGCCAAGAAUUAUUCAAGUAAAUUUCAUAACAUAUUUAGAUAUAAUAUAUGCAUAAUACAACAUGUUUUAUUAUUAGAUGGAACUAGAUGAUAUAUUAAAUGAAUUUGAGGCAAACUAUGUAGUAUGUAUAUUGUGUAAAUACCAUUUUGUCUGUUAUGCUGUUGCAUUUUGAAUACUUUUAUGUUUUCAUAAUUUAUAUUUUACUUAGUGUGAAGAUACUAGAGAACCUCGGCCAUAUUUGAUUAUUGGAACAUCAUUUUAUUAUAAGGUAAUUUAAAUUGAGAUAUUCAAAUUAAAUUCAGUUGUCUGUCAUAUUUUAUUUAUUAGGAAUACUUGUUGACAUCUCAUCUGAAUCAUGAAGAUCAUUUAGAUAUUCACAUGUUCUGCACACAAAAUGGUUUAUUCCAUCUACUUAACUCAGAAUUCUUGGAGCGUUUAAUAAUAUUUCGAAGAGUAUAUCCUUCAUCAGUGGGUUCAAGGGGUUUGUUUGUUGGUUCUGUUUAUACAUUACCUAAAGCUAAAUGGUAUUUAUUAAUAAUAGGCCGAGGAAAUAACUUAAUUGCUACACUCCUUGAAGUCGGACCCGGUUGUUUAAAGUAAAAAUACAUCAAAUAUUGAUUUAUUUUUUUUAAACAUAUAUUUUGUAAUAUUUGUAGAAAUAAAAUAUUCUAUGGACCCAAUGUUGAAUAUGUAGAAGAAGCUGAAGAUACAUUAGAAAGUGUUCUCAACAUGAAUGUUGAUGAAGUUGCAGAAAAAUGGUAAUUUUUAGUGUAUAACAGUAUUUAAUGGCUUUUUUUUUUUUUAAUAUUAAAAUAUAUUAUUAUUAUUGAUUGAUCAUGAUUUUUUUGUAGGAUUGAACAUAAUAUAAUAAGAAUAAACCAAACAGAUACUUCAAAAAAUUCAUCUUUAAAUAUUUGUUCGAUAAACAAUAAACAAUUAAGUGGUAAGAUAAUUUUAAAAUUCUUAAUACAAACUAGUGUUAUUAACUAUUUAUAACUAUUUUAGGCUCACCAACAAAAAAACCAGAAAUAAUUUCUAUAUUAAAACACAAAAAUGAUACUACAUUAACUUCACAAUUAUACAAUGGUAUUUAUAAAAAAAAAAUGUAAAAAGUUCAAGAAAUUAAAAAAAAUGUUUUAAAUAGAUUCUAGACAGUUAGAUUCAUUGUCUGAAACAAGUUUAACAAGUAGUGGAGCACCAAGCACUGAAGAUAGUAUGUACGUACAAGGUCCAGUAUUUGGCCGUCGAGCUGAACGUAUGAUGAAAGCUUCAUCAAUAGAGUGGUCAGAUAAUUCUGAAGACGAAUAUACUGUUUCAGUAAUAUUAUAUAAACUAUUUAUAUUAUUUAAAAAUAUAAUUGAUUGUGUCUUUAAAUUUUAGGAUGGUUCACGUUCAAUGGAUAUGUCAGAUAUUACAAAAAAAUUACCUGUAUUACCUAAUCAGUAAGUAAAAGUUAUUGAUGAAUAUUCUGUAAUUGAAACUUAUGACACUUUAAAUCAACAAAAGAAAUUUUGAAAGAUAUACUGAAGUUUAAAUAAGCACUUCAAGUAUAUUAAGAGGUAAAUAAAAAAACAGCUGAUACUAGGGACGUGUGUACCACUGUUGUAAAUGGAAAGCUGGGAAGGUAGAAUAUAUAAAGUUAUUUUAUUUAUAUCUGUAAGUAUCAAUAAACCAUUGUUAACAAAAAACUAUCCGGAGCAAAGUUCAGUUAAACAUGUUUUAAAAGACUAAUACGGUCUUCAUUGAAAAUUUAAUAUUAAUAAAAAAAAUACCACACAACACUAAAUUUUUUUUUUUUUACUACUGAGUACAACUUAUAAUGUAAUCUACUGUUAAAUUUUCAAGCAUUUCUGUUUGGUCAAACAAUUUUGUCCACCAAAUAAAAAUUACGUAAAAACCUUGAAAAAUUAAAAUGGCUCAAAAGUAACCGAAAUAGAUAAAAUCCCAGCGAUAUUAGAAACAAAAAUAGAUGAAGACAAAAAACUCGCUAUUCAAUAUUCUGAUUAAAUCAUACGAAUACUGUGCAAUCCCUGUUGAUUUUACUCAUAGUAAAACAAUCACUUUACUAAAAAAAGAAAACUGCUGUGUGUUAAAAUUACAGAACAAUAGCCUUACUAUCACACCCAUCCAAGACACUUUUGAAUAUAGUAAAAACCAGAAGUAAGAAAUGAAUCGAUUAAAGAAUUAGCAAAGACCCAUUUAGUUUUAGAAGUGAAAAAGGCACAAGAAAGGUAAUUUUGUCCCUAUAAAAGAUUAUGGAAAGGAGAAUAUUGAUUGGUAAAAACACUUACUUGGCCUUCAUAGACAUGGAGAAGGCUUUUGACAAAGUCAACUAGAAGCUACUUUUUAUAAGCCUACAAAACCUUGGUAUAGACUGAAAAGAGAAGAUUCAUUUUUAGUUUAUACAAAAACCAAGAUGUCAAUGGUCACAAGAAAGUGGCUGAAAUAAGACAAGGAUGUCCAUUCUUGCCCUAUUUAUUUAAUUUUUUCACCGAAGAGGCUAUACAUGAAAUAAAAAUAAAAACAUGGCAUCUCUAUUAACAAUCAAAAAAUAUAUUUGAUCCAUUUCACUGAGGACAUGGCUCUAAUUGUGGAAUCUGAAGGAGAUUUAAUCCUUAUGUUAAAAUGCUUGGGCAGAAACACAAUUACUCUUUCACACAAAUAGAAGCCACACUAAAUGAGGACCUUAUGAACCUAAACAAAUAUUUCACUAAUUGGUACUUAAAAUUUAACCUUAAUAAGUCAGUGGGUACAGUUUUUCACCUAAAUAACAAGAAUAGAAAGAGAAGAAUGAAUGUAAAUAUUGAAGAUUCUGCAGUACUUAACAAUGAAACGCCUAGAAGUCAAACUUACUAAGUCUCUAACCUUCAAGAAACAUGCUGAAAGAAUCAAAAAUGAAAUUAAAACUAGAAAUGUCAGAUAAAUUAGCUGGGAAGCAACGCAUAGGUGAUCCAGAAAACCAGAAUAGUGAAUAACAUUUUUUCAAUGAGAAUAAGCAAAUGAGCAUUUUCAAAUUUCAUAUUUGAACUCAUAGCACUCUACUAGAUUUAACAUCGAGCUGAAAAUAAAUAAAUAAGCAAAUGCUUUAAAUUCUGAACCUAGCUAAUAAUUCAUUAUAAAUAAAAAUUAUUUAUUUCAGAUUUGGUUUUAGUAAACUAAAUAUGCUGUUUCGUUAUAUUGAUAUAAAAUGGCACACUGGUGUAAUGAUGUGUUCUCCAUCAAUCUAUAAUGAAUAUGACUCAAAAACCGAAGAUAUUUUUUUAAAGAUUGAAGAUAAAUUUAAUUCAGCUGUAACUACUAUACGAAGUUUAUAUGAUGAAUCAGACCAGGUAUUAUUAAAAGGAAAAAAAUAUAUUAAUCUUAAUUAUAAUAGCUUUACGGUAUAAUUUUUUUUAAAACUGAUUACAGGAUGAAAAUGAAAUUAAUGAGAUUGGAAUUUUAUUUAAAAUACCUUCAACAAAUACAGAUUCUCCAAAGAAGUCAACUAUUUUAACAUUUUGGGUUGUGGGGUAAGUUAUCUCUUAAGUCAGUAUUAAUAUUUCAAAAUAACAAAGAUUUCUCUUAAGUGAACACUAAGUAACAGUACAUUUUUUCAUUCAGCUAAAAUAACUUUGUGUGGUUAGUUUGAACAUUAGAAUGAAUUAAGAGUGAAUUAGUCUAUCAUUAAAUUUAAAUGUUUUGCAGAAGAUUUGGGUGUAUAAAAUAUUAUGAUUUAAAAACUUAAAAAAUUUGGCAAUAAGUCAAAUCACUUUAAUAUUUAAACUAAUAGCACAAUUAUUCCUACUGAAUGAAAAUUUGCUCUACCACGCAAGAUAGAGACAUCACAUGCAAGUGAUUAAUAUAAAAUGUUAUUUAAAUUAAUUUCUUCAAAGGGAUUAAAUCACAGUAUACUAUUCUAUGUUUGAACCAUUUUAUAAGUAUAAUUUGUUAUACAUUUCUUUAUUACUAAUAAAUAUGUGUAUGUAUUUUCAAUAUUUUUAGAAAACUUUACAAAGAACCAAAUAAUCGUGAAGUAUAUGUUUGUUAUGAAGAAGGAAUACCUCAAAGUAUGAUCGAAAUUGCUUUUAAAUUAGGUAUAAGCACAACUGGAUAGAACAUUUCAAUAUCUGGAAAGAGCUCAACUAAUAUAUGAUGCUAAUAUUUCAUCAACAAUUUUAGAUAUUAAUUAUAAUCAAAUCUUUUUCAGACAUAAAAUUUUUAUUUAUAUUUGUCAUUCAUAUUAAAUACAAGAUUAUUUUGUUGAUAUAACUAAUGUAAGAAUGAGUCAAAGAAAAUUAUUUUUCCAAAAACCAAAGAUAAAAUUAUAAACCCAAAUUAUUUUAUUUACACUUAGUUUUUAAUUAUUAUUUUUUUUAAAAAACUGGUAGCAUCAUUGCCUCAUAUUAGGCACAUUUUUAAACAGUUUCAAUACUGCCAUAAUUAGAUCUACCAUACAAUUUCAUUACUGUUACUGUCAUGAGUGUACUGCUUACAUAUUAAUAUGUAGUCAUGACAGCUAUAAGCUAUUAUCAUAUUUUAUUAUUAUAUGUUUCUUAUUCAUAUUUAUUUAAAUUAAAUUAUUAAAUUAAAAUACUACAGAUAAUAAACAAUGAUAUUUUUGAACAAUCACUCAAAUGUUAAGAUAUAAAUGUAUUGUUAGCAUAGAUAAUAUAAGAAUUUGAUUUAUCUUUUUAUGGUACCUUGGGUGAGGUGUCCAUUGAAUAACUAACUAUACUUAGUUAACACAAUUUCUUUAUUUAUAAUAAAUUAAUUAAUACAACAUAAUACCAGAAUUAAGUAUACACAUCUUGUGUCUUUACAAUAACAAAGUAUAUAUCUCUUAGGUUAAGUUACACUUAUCACUUUAUUACAGUCCUUCCCCGUAGCUAUAAAAUGAUACAUAAAUAAAUAUGUUACUUAUAAUAAACAUUAUAAAACAUGUAUAAUUAAUACAUCUUAUAAAUUUAACUUAUCUGAUUUUCUAUUUUUUUUUAGACCUAGGUUCAGAGACCCCUGCUGUUUCUUCAACAUCUUCAAUAAUAUUUUCUUUUCCUAUUUCACCUUCUACUUUCUUUUCAUUCUUGUUUUCUAUAUUAAUUGUAUCUUCACACAAAUUAAUAGUUUCCCUUUCCCUUAAAAAUCCUUGUUCUUCCCCUUUCUCCCUUUCAACUGUAACAAUAUAAUUUUUAUUUAUUUAACCUAUCUCAAUAAAUGGGUAAUAUGUGCCUUCUCCAAACCACAUUUCCAAUCUUAUUAUAUAUAGUCUAACACCUAAAACCUCUUUAAUUUUCCCUUUUCUCCAUUUUUUUUUAUUUCGGUUGGAGUAUCUUAGCAUACACUAACCCUCCUUCAUUAAAUAUUACAUUCCUAAACCUUUUUAUAUAUUUAAUUUUUUCUACAGGAAGGUUUAAUAGAUUUAGCCUAGUCUUAAUUUUCCUUCCAAACAUUCUAUAACUUAGCGACUCGUCAGUUAUCCAAUGUGGUGUACUUCUAUACGCUAACAAAUAUCUUUGGAUUUAUGUAUUUAAUGAAACAUCUUUAUUUAUUUUAUUAUUCUUUAAAGAUUUCACAGCAUUCUCAGCUGAUCUAUUUGUCGCUGGAUGAUAAGGAAGAGAUGUUAUAAAAUGUAUCGUAUUAUUUUUACAAAAUUUUAUAAAUUCUUCUGACCAAAAUUUCAGUCCGUUAUCCGAUACUAUUUUGUUUGGUAGUCCAAACCUAGCAAAUAUCUCUUUAACUUUUCAAUAAAAACACCACUAGUCAUUUUCAUUUGAAUUACCUCUGACCAUUUCGUAAAAAUAUCUGGUGUAAUCAAAUCAUUUUCCCCUUGUAAAUACACAAAAAUCUAUGAGAAUCUUAUCCAUUGGACCACUCGCUUCCUCCCACUUUUUUGGUUCAGUUAAUAUUGGUUCUGAUCUACUUUGCAAACAAGCAUCACAACCUUUUAAUCACUUAAAUAUCACCAUGUAAUCCUGGCCACCACAUGUAUGAACUACAUAAUGUUUUCAUCUUGGACAUCCCCAUAUAGGCUGAAUGUACCUCUUUCAAUAAAUCAAAUUUAAGAGUUUUAGUAAUUAAAUCUAUAACCUCACAUUAAUAUACCCUUUUUUAUAUAUUGAAAUACUAAAAUAAAAUCCUUAUCCUUUUAUUACAGGUAAGCAGGUACUGUAAGGACAGUUUAUUUUAUUAGUGAUAUAAG
Cinara cedri is the source of this 11107-nucleotide messenger RNA. NCBI's taxonomy places the organism in Eukaryota, Metazoa, Arthropoda, Insecta, Hemiptera, Aphididae. The record is from the annotation of a GenBank genome assembly.